AUGGCAACUAAGAAAAGUUUGUGUUGGUACGUUUCGAUGGUAUCAAUAAUAAUAAGUAUGGUUGUAUGGAAUUCAAAACCAUUUAUCACCGAAUCUAUAAGUCGAAAUCCUGUAGACAUCAGGAACGCCAUGUCGCAUGUUAAGAAAGAAAAUAGCCAGAACGUGUUACCAAUUCUGAACAAACAGAAGAAAAUAAAUGAAAAAUAUUUGGUAUAUCUGUGCGAUGAGAAAAGAGAUUGUGGUGGCUGGGGUGACAGACAGAGAGGAAUAGUUUCUUUAUUUAUACUGUCUUUGGUGUGGAAACGAACAUUAAAGAUUUUGAUAUCUACUCCAUGUGAUAUUAAACCCUAUUAUAAACCAACAAAAGAAUAUAAUUGGAUAUUCACAGAAGAGGAAUUGAAAAGAUUAAGGGGAAAAAGAAACAAAACUCUUGAUUUUAUGGGCAUCGAUGAACCUCUGUUUGACAUUAACCUGAACAGCUCAGAGAUUGCGGACGUGUUGUACAUUAGAACCAAUUGUUAUCAUUUUUUACCAAUUGCCCAAAAAUAUGCCAAGUUUUUACCUGCUUAUUUAAAAAACAAAGGACGCGCUAGUGUCUUUCGGGAAUCUUGGAACAGAAUCAUGAUUCCAACAGACAAAGUGCUUAGUGAGGUCAUGAAAAUAGAGUCAAGUGGAGUAAUAAACUCAGAUGCGAAAAAAUCUGGAAAGGAACUAGUUUGUGCACAUUUACGAACAGGUCUUACUGAAAACCUAUACUAUGACUAUAGUGGAUUUCCUCCUGUGGCUGUUACAAAGUUGUGGAAUUAUAUCGACGGACAUUUCCACAAUAAAUCUCGGAUUUUUGUGGCCACAGAUCAUCUCGGUAUUCGAAAAAGUGCUAUUUCUAAAUAUGGUACUAGAUAUAUCGGAAGUUACGCCUCUAACGUGCACCCAGAUUCCAUGCGAUCAAAUUUAACAUUGGCUUGUCGUUCUCAAGAAUCGGCUUAUGUUGAUCAAUUGAUGUUAUCGAAAUGUGAUGUUUUGAUUUAUUACAGAAAAAGUGGCUUCAGUAUUCACGCUUCAUAUCUCAAGACUGAGUGGAGAAAUAUUUAUUCAAUCAUGAAAAAUGGCAAAAGUACAUUUUCACUGGAGGAAGCACAUUAUAAUUAA
This is a messenger RNA of Lottia gigantea (owl limpet), 1149 nucleotides long. RefSeq lists its product as hypothetical. The coding region runs from base 1 to 1149 and encodes 382 amino acids. NCBI's taxonomy places the organism in Eukaryota, Metazoa, Mollusca, Gastropoda, Lottiidae. The record is from RefSeq and is a predicted model, not a curated record. The transcript has a single exon.